AUGUUGCAUAUCAAAUUUUUUUUUUAUUCCUUGCAAUAUGCUAUAUUAAUUAAUAUUUGUAUCUCACAAGAACAGCAUGAGAACCUAGAUCUAUCCUCAGAAGAAAUUUAUUCAAAUAAUUAUAUAAGAGACAAAUCUCAUAGUAUAAGAAAUUUAAUUUAUACAAAAGAUAUCGAACAAGAUGAAAUUCCUGAUAUACCAAAUAUAUCUAUUGAUUUCUCCAUGGAGCAACAACAUUCAACUACUCAUAAAAAAAAAGAGCUUCAUAACAUGGAAAGUUUAGAUGGCACAACAUACUUAGAGAAAAGUAAAUCACAUUGUUUAGAAAAUAGUUCAGAUGGAGUACAGAAUGAAUUACCAAUUUUAACAAUAGAACCAAUUGAUUUUUUUUGUGAACCAAACUAUUCAAGUAUUAUUACUGAAACAGAGCAUUCUAACAUAAGUUCAAUAGAUACAAAAAAUAAAGAGCAUGAAAAUUCACAUAAUCUACAAUAUAUUUUCAAUUAUGAACCAGUUACUCCUAAUUAUAGGAAAGGGGGAUUACUUGAGCUACUCCUAGGAGAUCAAUAUUCAACUAUUAAUUAUGAAAAUAUACUCUUCACUGCUAACAAUUUAAUACCCACAGAAAAUGCAAAUGAAGAAUCAGUUGAAUCACAAAUGAUUAAUGAUGAACUUUCUACAGAACAACAAAAUUUAACAACUUAUAUGAUGGAAGAAUCUUCUAGAUCAGUGAAUUUAAUGGACAUAGAAAAUGAAAAAUGUGUUGGACUAGAAAAUGCUCUUCCUGGUUCCUCUAAAAAUCAACCUACUGCAUCUAUAAAAAAUAGUAAAGAAAAUUCACGCUUAAUAAAAAAAUAUAAACGAAAAUCAAAUAAAAUCCUAGAAAAUGAAAGCAAUGAGGAAGAAAUUAAUGAAAUUCAUAAAAAAAUAUUACAUUACAUUCAAAAUUGUUUUAUUGAUUUAUCUGCUAGAGGUAUGGGUGUUAACGAUGGUAAUGCACAGUCAUGCAUAAGAUAUCUAGUGAAUACAAAAUGCCAUAAAAGUUAUGAUUCAGAUGAUAAUAGUAAUUCCAAUUAUCUUCAUGUUUCUUCCAGAGGAAAAGAUAGUCCUAAUAGGGAUAUUGAAAACCUGGUUUAUUCUCUUUCAACUUUUUUCGAAAGAGAAAUUUAUUAUUUAUCAAAUAAUACAAUUCCAAAUUUAGAAAAAAUAAAAGACUCUUUAAGAAAUGAAAUAGUAAAUAAGUAUUCUAAUUUGGAAAAAAAAUUGAACAUAAACGUUUUUUCAUUAAAAGCUCUUAUAAAUGAAGAACUACUAAAAAUUAAUCCAUAUGAUUUUACAAAAAUUAAAGAAUACUAUGAUCGAAAUAUAAGAGACACUAAAUCAGAAGAAAGUUAUAAUUAUAUUUUAUCAUUUAAACAUAGUGUAAAUUAUAAAUUUAAUAAAAAAGAAGAAAUAUUUCAAAGAAUGAGGGAGUUAUUUGAAUUUUUUAGAGAAUUAAUACCUGAACUUGAAUUUAUGAAGCAAAUAGAUGAUGUAAAAUCAACAAUUAUGGACAAUUUCAUGCAUAAUAAGUUAUUUCAACCUCGAUUUAUUCAAUCAUGUGCAAAUUUUAAACGUUUAUUUGAUUUAUUAGAAUCCAUGGAUAAAUAUAUAGGUUGUGUGGAAGAAUCAUUAAAAAAUGGAUUUCUAUUAAGAGAAUGUACUUAUAAAAUUACAACUCAGCAUUUUAUACAACCUUAUAGUAUAAGAAAAGCUAAAAGUGUUCAAGAGCGUUUUAUUAAACUUCAAAAUAUUUUUGAUAAGCUGAAUUUAUCAUAUGAAGACUACAACAUAAUAAUAAAUAGUAUUUUUUAUUUUUUUAAUAAAGAAAACGCAAAAAAUAGGAAAGAAUUAGAUAAUUUAUUAAGUAAAAAUAAUUAUAUAAGUUCCAUGAAAAUGAUUCAGGAGCUUUUAUUAGAGGAAGAAAAAUGUAUUUUAGAGUACCAUGAAGAAGCCUGUAAAGUUUUUAAUUUAAAUUUGAAUGAAGAAAAUAAGAAAGGAAAAAAUUUUAAUGAUUUCAUAAAUGAUACAAAGAAAGUAAGACAUUUAUCUUAUGCUAAUGAAAUCCUUAUGGAGUUACUUGGAGAAGCGUUUAUAAUAAAACAAGUAAACAUUAUUAAUAAAAUACGCAAGUUAUUAAUAUUUAUAAAUGAAAAUAGUAAAAAGAAAAAUAUUUCACAUGAAACAAAAGAAAUUUUAACAAAAAAACAUCAAUUGCAUUUACUUUCCAUUAUAGAAGCUGAAAAAUCUAAAUUGGAAAAAAUUAAGUUAAAAAUAAUAAAUUUAUAUUUAUUUAGUACUUUAAAAAGUUAUAUAAAAACUAAUAUAUCAAAAAAACUUUACAAGAAAAUAAUGAAAAUUAAGUCAAUUCUGGAACGUCCUUAUUUUAUGAUAUAUAAUAAGAUAAAUGAAGAUAACACUAAAGAAAAUAUAGAUAAUAUGCAAUGUAUUUUACUCGCAUUAUUUCAUAUUAACCAAAGGUUGACAGAUUUUACUAAAAAUGAAACAGAAUAA
This is a messenger RNA of Plasmodium relictum, 2553 nucleotides long. RefSeq names its product fam-j protein. Lineage: Eukaryota; Apicomplexa; Aconoidasida; Haemosporida; Plasmodiidae. The record is from RefSeq and is a predicted model, not a curated record. The transcript is spliced from 8 exons. The coding region runs from base 1 to 2553 and encodes 850 amino acids.